AUGAAAAAUGUAACCCAUUCUUUCGUUUUUUUAGCUCACUGGCCAUCCGCUGGCAGUUUCGGGCUUAAUACCGAUAUUUUAGCAACAAAUCUAAUAAAUCUAACUGUAGUGGUUGGUGUUUUGAUUUUUUUUGGAAAGGGAGUGUGUGCGAGUUGUCUAUUAAAAGAUUUAUUAGAUAAUCGAAAACAGAGGAUCUUGAGUACUAUUCGAAAUUCAGAAGAAUUGCGUAGAGGGACCAUUGAGCAACUCGAAAAAGCUCGGAUUCGAUUACAGAAAGUCGAACUAGAAGCGGAUGAGUAUCGAAUGAAUGGAUACUCUGAGAUAGAACGAGAAAAAGCAAAUUUGAUUAAUGCUACUUCUAUUAGUUUGGAACAAUUGGAAAAGUCUAAAAACGAAACCCUUUAUUUUGAAAAACAAAGGGCAAUGAAUCAGGUCCGACAGCGGGUUUUCCAACAGGCCGUACAAGGAGCUCUAGGAACUCUGAAUAGUUGUUUGAAUACCGAGUUACAUUUCCGUACGAUUCGUGCUAAUAUUGGCAUUCUCGGGUCCCUGGAAUGGAAGAAAUAA
Molecule: messenger RNA, 567 nt
Organism: Triticum urartu
Lineage: Eukaryota; Viridiplantae; Streptophyta; Magnoliopsida; Poales; Poaceae
Source: the annotation of a RefSeq genome assembly